This is a messenger RNA of Penaeus vannamei (Pacific white shrimp), 2055 nucleotides long. RefSeq names its product lanC-like protein 2. Gene Ontology annotation, biological process: carbohydrate metabolic process; peptide modification. Lineage: Eukaryota; Metazoa; Arthropoda; Malacostraca; Decapoda; Penaeidae. Gene Ontology annotation, cellular component: plasma membrane. The record is from RefSeq and is a predicted model, not a curated record.
CUGAAUUGAUCCUGAGCUGAUCUUGAGACUUGAGGAGAUUGGAGUCCUCGCAACGGACUGAAAUAUAGGCUUCAAGUUCUCCCUCCAUGUCGGGUUUUGCUCACUUCUGCUGUCAACUUGUGCUUAUAAGCUCUCUUUUUGGAACUCCAGUCUCAAAGUCCAGCAUGGCAGAGUCUCGCUAUUUUCCAAAUCCGUAUCCACCCACUCUUCAAGGGGAGAGAGCAAAGAUCUUAGAUGAUAGUAAGAAUCAGCUUUCUGAAGAAUACAUAGCAAAUUCAAAAAGGACCGUUCAGAAUCUCCUGAAGGUACUGGAUGCCGAAGAGAAAAGAAGCUUAGACUGGGGUGAUGUCUCUGUGUAUACAGGAGUGUGUGGUUAUGUUCUUCUUUAUAUCCAUCUUUCAGAUGUACUGGAAGAUGAUAGUUACAUACAGAAAGCUUUGCCUCUCAUUGAAAAGGCGAUCACAAAAAUAAAGGGGCGGCGAGUGUCUUUUGUCUGUGGUGAUCCAGGACCUUUAACCCUUGGCGCUAUUCUGUAUCAUCGGUUGAAUAUGAAAUCACAGGUUCCAGCUUGCAUUGAAGGUGUCAAGAAGAUGAAAAGAGACAUACUCAAUCCAAAGUCAGAUGUACCAGAUGAAAUUCUGUAUGGGAGAGCAGGUUACCUUUAUGCACUCCUUCUUAUUCAGAAGGAGAUUGGAAAGGCUGAAAUAGAUGACACACUUGUAAGGUCUGUGGUAUCAGCAAUUUUAGAUUCUGGCCGAGCUCUUGCUCUCAAAGAAAGAAGGUCUGUUCCUCUGAUGUACCAAUGGCAUGAGAAGCACUAUAUUGGAGCAGCUCAUGGCAUAAUAGGAAUUCUCUUCAUGCUCUUACAGGCAAAGGAACACCUCACAUCUGCAGAGCUGCAUGAACUGGUGAAACCGACAAUUGAUUACAUUGCUAAGCUACAGUUUCCCUCAGGCAAUUUACCAUCAUCUCUCAGCAAUGAAUCUGAUCGACUUAUACAUUGGUGCCAUGGAGCUCCUGGAGCUGUAUUUCUUUUUGCAAAAGCUUAUCAGGUUUUCAAUGAAAAAAGUUACUUAGAACAUGCUCUGAAAGCUGGUGAAAGUAUUUGGGAAAGAGGACUGUUAAAGAAAGGUUAUGGUCUGUGUCAUGGUUCAUCAGGAAACGGUUAUGCAUUACUGUACCUCUACCAGGUAACAGGAGAUUCUGAAAUGUUAUAUAGAGCAGCACAGUUCGGACGUUGGUGUCAAGAUUAUGGAAAGCAUGGCUGCCGCACACCAGAUAGACCUAUGUCCUUGUUUGAGGGCCUGGCUGGUAAUAUUCACUUCUUGGCCGAUAUUGCAAAUCCCAAAAAUGCAAAGUUUCCUGCUUUUGUUUUGUAAGAUAACAAUGAGCUCAAAGGUUCCCAGUUAUAUCAUCCCUUUUGUGCUUUCAGAGGUAUGGAUGUCUGUGAAAUUUAUAUCUUCUUAUAUGUGUAAAUCUGUAAGAUAUAUAGAUAUUGGUCUUAAGGAUGUACCAUUACUAAUGGUAAAACAUUGAAACAUUGUACAGUUUUAUGUUUUGAAAGUAAUUUGUCUGUCUCAGUGUUGAUUGUUAAAUCCUUUUUAUAUAGAUAGGCUAUUUGGCAACUCUCCAGUAGUUAUGAAAUGUACACCCAAUUUAGUUUCUGUAUGGAGAACAUUUAAAAGAUUAAGGUUUUCUAAUGAGUUAUUGAGUCUCAUUAAUCAAUUAAACAUUUUUAUGCCCUUUCAUUUUUACAUAGGGGACCUGAGAAAUAUUUACAUUGAGGCUGAAAUUAUUAGAUAUUCUUUUUUUCUUUCUUUCUCUCUCUUUCUUUCCAUCACAUUAAUUACCAAAUGGCAUGGUCCCAUUUGCAAUAGGUCAUGCAUUUAUUACCUUCCAUAAACAUAAAAAUACACUUUUAUUAUAUAUGGAUAAAAAUAAUGCAAAUGUGUUGUUUAGCAUUUAUACUGUUUGUUACAGAGUAUAGAAUGAAAGGACAAUGCCUGACAUUCAGUUAUAAAAGUGUACUGAAAUAUGUCAAUUCAUAACAAUUCU